AUGGCUCUCUACUGUGCCAUAUCCAAUGAAGUGCCUGAAGUUCCCGUGGUAUCCCCAUCGUCUGGGGCUGUUUUCGAGAAACGUAUCAUUGAAAAGUAUAUAAUAGAGAAUGGCGUUGAUCCUUUAAGUGGUAAAGAACUUAGAGUUGAAGAUCUCAUAGAAAUAAAAACUCCACCUAUUGUUAAGCCAAAGCCCCCCAGUGCCACAUCUAUACCGGCUACUCUAAAGAGUAUGCAAGAUGAGUGGGAUGCUCUAAUGCUGCACACAUUCACACAGCGCCAGCAACUACAGACAGCGAGACAGGAGCUGAGUCACGCUUUAUACCAGCACGACGCAGCGUGUCGCGUGAUCGCGCGCCUCACGAAGGAAGUGACAGCUGCGAGAGAAGCCCUCGCCACGCUUAAGCCACAGGCUGGCAUCGUGGCACCGCAGCCGGCUCAUGCAGCGGAAGCGGGUGCGGCAGCGGGCGCGGCAUCGGGCGCGACGCCCGUAGGCAUGUCAGCGGAGGUGGUGUCGCGGCUGCAGGAGCGCGCCACGGCGCUGACGCAGGAGCGCAAGCGGCGCGGACGCACCGUGCCCGAGGGGCUCGUGGCGCCCGACCAGAUCCGCGCCUACGUCACGCUCGCCUCGCAUCCCGGUCUGCAUUCGGCCAGCGUGCCCGGCAUCCUAGCGCUGGACAUCAACCCUUCGGACUCCAGCAAGUUGCUAACAGGCGGCAACGACCGCAACGCGACCGUAUUCAACAAGGACACGGAACAAGUGGUGGCCAUACUGAAGGGACACACCAAGAAGGUGACCCGGGUCAUAUAUCACCCGGACGAAGACACCGUCGUCACCGCCUCGCCCGACCACACCAUACGAGUGUGGAACGUGCCAACGUCUCAAACGAGCGUAAUACUUCGAGUGCACGACGGGCCAGUGACCGGUCUGUCUCUACAUCCCACGGGCGACUACGUGCUGUCCACUUCGACAGAUGCACACUGGGCCUUCUCCGACCUCAGGACCGGCGCAUUACUUACAAAGGUGGCAGACGCUGCAGCUUCCAGCCUCACUACGGCACAGUUCCAUCCAGACGGACUUAUUUUCGGCACCGGCACAGACAACUCACAGGUUAAAAUCUGGGAUCUGAAAGAGCAGAGCAACGUGGCCAAUUUCCCAGGCCACGUUGGGCCCGUCACUUCCAUAUCGUUCUCUGAGAACGGGUACUAUUUGGCCACGGCUGCAGAAGACGCGUGUGUUAAACUCUGGGAUUUGAGAAAACUCAAGAACUUCAAGACUAUCCAGCUGGAGGAAGGAUACGUCAUCAAGGAGGUGGUGUUCGACGGCAGCGGCACCUACUUGGGCGUGGCGGGUUCGGACGUGCGCGUAUUCGUGUGCCGACAGUGGGCCGAGCUGAGGGCCUUCAACGACCACACCGCCGCCGCCACCGCGCUGCGCUUCGGGCCCCACGCCGGCUACCUCGCCUCCGCCAGCAUGGACCGCACGCUCAAGCUGUACGGCGCGCAGUAG
Chilo suppressalis (striped riceborer) is the source of this 1509-nucleotide messenger RNA. Lineage: Eukaryota; Metazoa; Arthropoda; Insecta; Lepidoptera; Crambidae. The record is from the annotation of a GenBank genome assembly.